This is a messenger RNA of Cylicocyclus nassatus, 426 nucleotides long. NCBI's taxonomy places the organism in Eukaryota, Metazoa, Nematoda, Chromadorea, Rhabditida, Strongylidae. The record is from the annotation of a GenBank genome assembly.
AUGCCACUAUGGUUAAGUGCUAUGGAUCCAGCCUAUGAACGGGCUAUUUACAUCAUCGCUUUUAUCUACCGCUCUAUCGCACUUGUACUUUCCAUUCUCGGCUAUAUUUCUAUGUUCUGUCUAGUACGGAAGAAGGCAAAUCGCAACGAAAUGCGUAUUUUGAUUCACGGAGGAAGUCUUCUAUCAGCACUAUUAGCAUCUUUGAUAUGUACGAUAGUCGAGGGACUCGAUAUAGGAAGUGAUCACGCAUUGAUGCGAGUGUUCUACUUCACAACCUUUUUGUGGGUUCCAUGUACUGAUAUAGUAACAACAUUCUGGAUUAUGGCAUCUUUGCGGCAUAUUGUUAACCCAUUCAAAAUAGCACCGAAAACAAGAACAAGCAUAACCAACUCGAAGAUUGCUUUCGCACCACCAUCUCGUCAAUAA